Messenger RNA from Heterotrigona itama, 1061 nucleotides. The record is from the annotation of a GenBank genome assembly. NCBI's taxonomy places the organism in Eukaryota, Metazoa, Arthropoda, Insecta, Hymenoptera, Apidae.
AUGACUGUUAGUUUUUUUUUCGUUGCACAUACAAACAAAUACAUCAAAAGCUUAUAAUUUACAUGUACAAAAAAACCCACUUCGUAAUUCAAAAUAUAAAUAUAUGUUACUUUACAUUUUCAAAAUAAGUGGCAGAAAAUAAUAAAAUGUACAAAAAAAAAAAAAAAACAGAAAGAAAAAUAAGUAAGACCAGAUACGCGGGUCAAACCGGAUACCAUUGUUUUUCUAAAAUAAGAGCUUCGAUAUGUAAUCGAACUAUGGCAUGAUAUUCGAAUGGAUUCCACAACCUUAUUCUACAAGUUUCAGACACAAUCAACAUCGUAGUGUUCCGUACAGAUAGAAUAAAAAAUUUCAGUUUGAAGAGUUUUAAUGCUUUGUCAUAUAAGUGAUUUUAGUGUUUCCUCAUUCAGGAAUCCAUUCAGAUAAAUAAUAUUUGUAUUCUAUAGUCCUUAGAGUAUUUUGAUCCUUUUUUCUAUCUCAUACUAAAGUAUAAAUAUUUAAUAUUUAGUAAAUGAAUGCAAUCCUCGUAUUAUCUGUGUAUAACAUACGUGUCCUUCCGUUUUCAUAUUUCUCAUCUCGUGUUCAGAUUGUUAUUAUUUUGUACGUAUAUUCUGGGCAGUAGUACUGUUAAGCAGUAGAUAAUUGUUAAAAACUAUAGCACUGUUAAAUACUUAUUACGAGGAGGAGGUUACGAAGUGGUUGAUUUCUAAUUCUGAGAAUAAUUUGUUAAGUAGUAUGUUAUAAGCUGUAUUUUUUUUUUUAGAACAGCAACGUUAGAAACUGCUGUUCAAAGGUUCAGAAGAAGUGGAAUAUUUCCUUUUAACACCAACUUAUUUCCCGAUCGUCUAUCGGAAACAACAAACUGUCAGGAUACAGCGGCAAGUGAAAAUAUCAGAAGAGCAGCACUCAUGGAAGAUUUAUCAUUAACAUCAACAGAAACGAAAAGUUUCUUAUCGACAUCAAAAGACGCAGAAAUUGUACCAUCUAUAUCGAAGGAUAUAGAACUCGUUCCAUCCUCGUCACAGAAUAUUGAUUAUAAAUCAACAUUUACAUUUAACUAA